Messenger RNA from Dufourea novaeangliae, 1077 nucleotides. Its product is annotated as proline-rich protein 4-like. The record is from RefSeq and is a predicted model, not a curated record. The transcript has 2 exons. NCBI's taxonomy places the organism in Eukaryota, Metazoa, Arthropoda, Insecta, Hymenoptera, Halictidae. Bases 1 to 1077 code for a protein of 358 amino acids.
AUGUUACAGAGGAGCUCUAGGGGCUCAGUGAGAUUCGCAAGAAAACGCUACGAACCAUAUCACGAGUCCCAGGAGGCAGUCCACUAUAGUACUGACUACCUGGAGGGUAAAGCUCCGGAAACCGAACACUUCAGCGAAGUGGAAAGCCACCACGGAGGAGAGGCAUAUCUAUCGGACCACGACAGUGGCGUACCAGACGACGUUCCCCACGAGGGACAGGUUCUGGGUCACCACGUGCACGAGGACGUGCACAAAAUGGUGACCAUAGUGAAGAAAGUAGCGGUACCUUAUCCAGUCAUCAAGAACAUUCCCUAUCCUGUCGUGAAAAAUAUUCCGUACCCGGUUAAAGUACCGGUACCACAACCUUACCCGGUGGAGAAGAAAGUACCGUACCCGGUGAAGGUUUUCGUGAAGGUGCCCUUGAAAAUUCCGAAACCGGUUGCGGUGAUCAAAGAAGUACCGUACCCGGUCCAGGUUCCCGUGGAUCGUCCGGUACCGGUCAAGAUUUACGUACCGGACCCGUAUCCGGUCGAGAAAAAGGUUCACUACGAGGUAAAGGUUCCAGUGCCUGAACCGUUCCCUAUCGAGCGUAGGAUACCGGUACCCGUUAAAGUACCCGUGCACGUAUCUCAACCGUACCCGGUCGAGAAGUUGGUCCAUUACCCUGUUAAAAUCGAAGUGGAACGACCGAUACCCGUACCAGUACCUAAACCGUACCCGGUACCGGUAUCAAAACCUGUACCGUACCCGGUCGAGAAUCCUGUACCCGUGCCCGUGAAGGUUGAAGUACCUCGGCCGGUACCUGUACCGGUAGACAAACCGGUUCCCGUCAAGGUAAAGGUCCCUGUACCCGCUCCCUAUCCCGUGGAGAAAGAAGUACCGUACCCUGUCGAGAGACCUGUACCCGUACCGGUGAAGAUACCGAUUGACAGACCGAUACCCGUCCACGUGGCCAGACCGGUCGCCUACCCUGUCGAGAAGCCUGUCCCUUACCCUAUCAAAGUAUCCGUCCCGCUGCAGACUCACGACGAACCGAUCGAGCCUGGAACGUACGAGCAUCAUGAUUGGGCGCAAUGA